This is a messenger RNA of Mugil cephalus (flathead mullet), 773 nucleotides long. RefSeq names its product proliferation associated nuclear element (gene pane1). The coding region runs from base 40 to 552 and encodes 170 amino acids. The transcript is spliced from 7 exons. The record is from RefSeq and is a predicted model, not a curated record. NCBI's taxonomy places the organism in Eukaryota, Metazoa, Chordata, Actinopteri, Mugiliformes, Mugilidae.
GGCCAGACUCUCUUAAUAUACGGCUCUGGUAGUUUACACAUGUACGUAAUGAUGUCACACGCACGGUUCGAAGAAGAAGCAGAAGCAGAAGCAGCGCGGCUGAGGCCGUUUAAUAAACUACCGUCACUGGACACAGCGAGUAUCUUGCUGGUGGAGUAUGAGGAGCAUUUUCAGCAGAGUUUAGCAGAGGCUCUGGUUGAGAUGGCCAACAUCACUUUGAAUGUGAGACUGUCUAAGAAUCUCCCCCUUCCCGCUCUGAACGAUGAGAGUCGUCCACGAAUAGACCUGGUGGUGAUCAUCAUCAACCUGACCUCAGAGCUCAGUUUCCAUUCUGCAGAAGCUUCCCUGAAAUAUUUGGACCCUGGAUAUUUCCUAGGAAAAGUCUGCUUCAUGGUCACUAAUGCUCGUAAUGUUUCAGUCCCCACAGAACGAUUGGACGCUGUCAGAAAGCUGGCUGCAUCACUCCACUCCCCUCUGCUGUUUGCAGAGUGUAUGUUUUUUCAAAAGCCUUUAUGUGGUACUGUCCUCCCCUCCAGACACCAGAUGGUGUGAGCACCGCCGCAGACAGGCUGUGGACCAUCCUGAAGGCGGCUGCUGGGCUUGUUCCUAUGACUACUUCUCUAUAUCUGUCAAACCUGACGAGAUGCACUUGGCCCCCAGAUAUGGACCAGCCAAGCUUUGAUUAGCACUAUUAUGUGCAUUAGUGGAUAAUGUUGUUUGCUACAUCUGUGGUUAUCAACAUAAAAAAAUAAAAUAAUAUAUAUAUAUAUUUA